AUGUUUGUCUUAGCUUUAGUAAUCUGUUCAGUAGCAGUUGCUGUUAAUGCAGCACCAACACAAGCACCAAUAGAUGUUAAAGAAAGACUGAAGCAAUCCUUUAAAACAAUAGAUGCUAAUGGAAAUGGAAUCGCGGAAUUCGGAGAGUUUCAAGUUUUAGUUAAAGGUUUUGAUGCCAAUCAGGAUGGUAAAAUAACAUUAGAAGAAUAUGCCGCCGCUGUUCACUCUGAUGUGGCCACCAUGGGACCCAUUUUCCACGCUAUAGACGCCAACCAUAACAACAGUUUGGAUGAUUUUGAUGUAAAAUUUGCUGUGAAUAUGUUUGAUAGUGAUAAUAAUGGUCAGGUGACUCAAGACGAGUUUGUUCUGGAGUACUCUAAGUUUAUAGCGAAGAUUAUGGCCAAUACCAUGCCAAAAGUGUGA
Lottia gigantea (owl limpet) is the source of this 423-nucleotide messenger RNA. RefSeq lists its product as hypothetical. The transcript is spliced from 4 exons. The coding region runs from base 1 to 423 and encodes 140 amino acids. The record is from RefSeq and is a predicted model, not a curated record. Gene Ontology annotation, molecular function: calcium ion binding. Lineage: Eukaryota; Metazoa; Mollusca; Gastropoda; Lottiidae.